Pezoporus flaviventris is the source of this 657-nucleotide messenger RNA. Its product is annotated as olfactory receptor 5G25-like. The transcript has 2 exons. Bases 1 to 657 code for a protein of 218 amino acids. NCBI's taxonomy places the organism in Eukaryota, Metazoa, Chordata, Aves, Psittaciformes, Psittacidae. Gene Ontology annotation, molecular function: olfactory receptor activity. Gene Ontology annotation, biological process: G protein-coupled receptor signaling pathway. The record is from RefSeq and is a predicted model, not a curated record. Gene Ontology annotation, cellular component: membrane.
AUGUAUUAUUUCCUGGGCAAUCUGGCCUUUGUAGACCUCUGUUUCUCCACCAUCACCCCCAAGAUGUUGGUUGACUUGAUGUCAGAGAAGAAGAGCAUUGCUUAUGCUGGCUGCAAGACUCAGGUCUUCCUCUUUCAACUUUUUGGGAUGACUGAGUACUUCUUGCUGGCUGCAAUGGCCUAUGUGGCCAUUUGCCAUCCCCUGCUGUACCCCCUUGUUGUGUCCCCAAAGUGCUGUUUCCAGCUGGUGACUGGCUCAUGCCUCGUGGGGCUGACCAAUGGUGUGGGACAGACCAUCAGCAUGUCCACUCUGUCCUUCUGCAGCUCCAGCACCAUCGACCUCUUCUUCUGUGACAUUUCCCCCCUCAUCUCGCUCUCCACCUCUGACACCACCCUCAGCCACAUCAUCCUGACCACUGCAGCAUCUCUCUUUGGUCUGUUCAGCAUCCUGGUUAUCCUGCUCUCCUACGUGGCCAUCAUCGCCACCAUCCUGAGCAUCAAUUCAGCUGAGGGCAAGCGCAAAGCCUUCUCCACCUGCACGUCCCACCUCACCACUGUCAGUAUCUCCUAUGGGGCAUCCUUUUUCACAUACUUAAAUCCCAGCUCAAGAGCAGCAGAUAAAUGGGCUGUGGUAUUCUACGCCAUGAGUGCUGACUAG